Fukomys damarensis (Damara mole-rat) is the source of this 1790-nucleotide messenger RNA. RefSeq names its product BPI fold containing family B member 3 (gene Bpifb3). The record is from RefSeq and is a predicted model, not a curated record. The transcript has 17 exons. Lineage: Eukaryota; Metazoa; Chordata; Mammalia; Rodentia; Bathyergidae. The coding region runs from base 31 to 1578 and encodes 515 amino acids. Gene Ontology annotation, molecular function: lipid binding.
UGGAGCAGCAGCAGCAGCGGGUGUGCAGCCAUGCUGGGCGUGUGGUCCUUGCUUUUGCUCUGGGGCCUGGCUACCCCGUGCGAGGGGCUGCUUGAGACUGUGGGCACACUCGCCCGGAUCGACAAGAAUGAACUCAUCAAAGCCAUCCAGAACUCGCUGGUCGGGGGGCCUAUUCUGCAGGAUGUGCUGGGCACAGUGACAUCGCUCAACCAAGGACUCCUGGGUUCCAAAGGGCUGCUUGGAGGAGGUGGCCUGCUGGGCUACGGAGGGAUUUUCGGUGUCGUGGAGAAGCUCUCUGGCCUGAAGAUUGAGGAGCUCACGCUGCCGAAAGUGUCACUGAAGCUGCUACCAGGGUUCGGGGUGCAGCUGACUCUUCACACCAAGGUCGGCCUGCAUGGCUCAGGCCCCCUGGGGGGCCUCCUGCAGCUGGCAGCUGAGGUGAACGUGUCCUCUCGGGUGGCCCUGGGAGUGAGCCCACGGGGGACGCCCAUCCUGCUUGAGCAGCGCUGGGUCCCAGACAGCUGCGUCAGCUCCCUGGAGCUGAGGGACCCUGUGGGGACUCCUGUCUUCAGAAGAGUCUUCCGAAGGGGGACUUUGGGCUCCUUAAGUUCCAGUGGCUCCAUCCUGCUCCUCUGGGAGUCCAGGAAGAGGUUGUCACCUGGUAGUGGCUCUGUGGGGCUGCUGCCUGCACCGCUCUUCGCAGUGGUGGAACAGACGCUGUUCGAGGUGCUGCCUGGAUUGCUGUGCCCCGUGGUUGACAGUGUUCUGGAUGUGAUAAAUGAGCUCCUGGGGGCCACACUUUGCCUUGUGCCCCUCGGUGGUCUGGGGGCUGUGGAAUUCACUCUGGCCACCCUGCCCCUCAUCUCCAACCAGUACAUAGAGCUGGACAUCAACCCCAUUGUGAAGAGUGUAGCCGGCGACAUCAUUGAUUUUCCCAAGCCCCACGUCCCGAUCAAGGUGCCCCCCAAGGAGGACCACACAUCCCAGGUGACUGUGCCGCUGUACCUCUUCAACACAGUGUUCGGAGUCUUGCAGACAAAUGGUGCCCUGGACACAGACAUCACCUCCGAGCUGGUUCCCAGCAACAUUCCGAUGACAACCUCAGGCCUGGCAGCUUUGGUCCCGGAGGCCCUGGGGAAGUUACCUCCAGGCCAGCAUCUCCUACUCUCACUGAGGGUGAAGGAAGCACCCACGGUCUUGCUGCAGAAAAAGAAGGCCACGGUCUCCAUCCCGGCUACCGUCCAUGUGCUGUCUUCUGUCCUGCAGGGGACCCCUGUAGCCCUCUUCCAGCUGAACGAGGUGCUGACUUUAAAUGCCCAGCUGGCUCCCUCGGCCACCAAGCUGCACCUCUCCCUGUCCCUGGAACGGCUCAGUGGCAAGCUGGCCUCCUCAGCACACACCUUUGAUGCAUCCCAUUUGGAAGAAUGGCUCAGCGAUGUACUCCGGGCUGCAUAUGUGCCAAAGCUUAAUGUGGACCUGGAGGUUGGAAUUCCCCUGCCUAAGAUUCUCAAUGUCAAUUUUGCCAAUUCAAAUCUGGACAUCAUCGAGAACGCCGUUGUGCUCACCGUGGCAUCCUGAGGCCCCCGUGGCUGCCUUCGCUCCCUGUUGCCUACCAGAGUCCUGGCUAUCUGCACACUGCCUCAGCUUCCUUCCCAGUUGCUAGCCUGUGUCGGUGACAGUACAAUGCCUCCUACCCACCCGGGCCCACCUUGCUCAGUGCCCUGCACCUCUGCCCCCAUCCGGGUGGGGAUUGUGGAGCCCCCGUGGGUCUGCUCACAGCUCUCCAGGCC